Parnassius mnemosyne (clouded apollo) is the source of this 1632-nucleotide messenger RNA. Lineage: Eukaryota; Metazoa; Arthropoda; Insecta; Lepidoptera; Papilionidae. The record is from the annotation of a GenBank genome assembly.
AUGUCAUCUAAACGAAAAUCGCCACCGUCAAAAUUGCAAGAAGGCGCAGCCGACACAGAGAAACCCGAAGCCGGUCCAGCUAACUUAGAAUAUUCCGAUCACCACGAGUCAGACGAAAACGAACAACAAAAUUACUACAAGUUCUCGCCUAGCACCUCGACAAGAAGCUCCAUAAGUGAAGAAGACCCUUCGAAUUUCGAGGACGAACGCCCCACCAAGAAGCAACGUUUCGAACAAUCAUUAGACAUGACAAACAAUCUUCUAGUCCCAUCAUCUUUCCUUGGCCUGCACCAAGUUAAUGAUCUGCAAACGAGAAGACGCGGCUCUUCUGAAUGCAGCAGCCCCGGUUCCGAUGCUAAAGUGUUAGGUCUUUGCAAUAAUAACAAUUCAUUACUAAAUCAUAACAGCGCGUUGUCGUUCGCACCACCUCACAAGCGGUCGAUGGACGAUGUUCUGAAGAGAUUAACGUCUAAAAUGAAUAACAGUACGAUUAAAGAAGAGAAGCGGCCUACGCCGUCUACCACGCCGGUGAAACAGAACAAUGAGCGACGGGGCGUGUUGGAUGCGGCAGCUUUACAAGCCCUGGCUGGCGAGAGUGUAUUAGAGAAGGAGCGGCAGCUAUCAGAAAUGAUCCUGCAACUACAGAUGGUCAGAGAACAACUGUUAGCGCAACAAGAACAUGCAAAGAACAUGGGAAACGUAUCAGCGGAAUUGGAGCUGCAGAGAUUACAACAGGAGCACCUCCGACGACAGGAGUUAGUACGGCGCGGUCAGCACGGACUAUAUUCUGGCCACCCACUCGGUUUGUUGCCUCUGUUAGAACAGAUGCGACCACAGCAACCGCAAGCACCAACUAACGUUGUUCAAGCUUCACCCUGGCCAGCGACAGCUCAGUUGGCCCAAUUAACGGCGACCGCCCGCUCCCCACCACCUGACCCGGACGCACCCUUAAACCUCAGCAAACAGCGGUCACCAUCACCAGCGCAGUCAUCCAUCAUGCUGCCCCGGUUCGUUCCAUACCCACCAAUGGAAGAGAAUCCGCAGUACAGCAUGCAGAAGGAAGAUGAAUAUAACGCUUCUUGCAACACGUCUUCUUGGGGCCAGUCUCCUCCGGAAGAAGCAGAAAAAGCUAAACUGAUACGCCAACCGAAACGAGACGAGUCGGGCAAACCUCACAUCAAGAGACCAAUGAACGCUUUCAUGGUUUGGGCGAAAGACGAACGGCGAAAGAUCCUGAAAGCGUGUCCAGACAUGCACAACUCCAAUAUAUCCAAGAUUCUAGGAGCCAGGUGGAAAGCUAUGUCAAACGCCGAGAAACAGCCAUAUUAUGAGGAACAAUCGAGACUAUCCAAGUUACAUAUGGAGAAGCACCCAGAUUACAGGUACCGCCCAAGGCCGAAAAGAACUUGCAUAGUAGAUGGUAAAAAGAUGCGAAUAUCUGAAUACAAGAAUCUCAUGCGAACUCGCAGGCAAGAAAUGCGACAAUUGUGGUGUCGAGACGGCGGCAGCGAACUAGGUUUCCUUCCCACUCUCCCAUCCCCAGGUCCCUCUAACACUUCUCCGCCUCCAAAUGGAGGGAACUACAUGAAUCCAGCAUUUUCACCCCCAUUAUCGCCCAGAGAGGAAGAUUGA